AUGUCUCUGCUGAUUGCGGAUAUUUGGUCACUUGGUAUCACUGCGAUUGAAUUGGUUAAAGGCGAACCACCAUAUGCGGAUCUGCAUCCAAUGCGUGUGUUGUUUCAAAUACCCAAAACUCCACCACCACAAUUAGCGGAGAAUCAUUCAAAGAGUUUUCGAGAAUUUGUCGAAGCUUGUCUACAAAAGAAUCCUGAACACAGACCCACCGCGUCGCAACUACGUCGAAUGAAAUUCGUUUCGACGACGAAACCAACGAAAUAUCUCGUCGAAUUAAUCUCCCGUUUUCAACAUUGGAAGAAAACACAUGAACACGGAGGUCGAUCCGAUGGUGAAUCCAGUUCCGAUGAUGAUAAAUCCAAAGAAGAAGCUGAACCAUGGGUUCCAACGGUAAAACUCCCAUCCAAUCCGAAUCUCGAACAGAAUCAAUUCAAUCCAUCGUUAGAAUCAAUACUUAAUGAUCUUUCCAUUCGUUAUAAUCUUUCGCCUUCCGGUAAUCAUUCUACACGUGACUCACAAAAUGGCGUCGAUCUAUUUCAAAAACUCCGACAGUUGUUCGAAGACACGCAAAUUCGCUACCCGGAAUUCGGGCAAGAUUUCGUUCGUACGAUGCGCGAACAUCUCCUCAAAGCCAUCACCAACCCGCCUUCACCACAUCCAUCAAGUGAAUCGAAGCCGAAGUCCAACAAAAUUCAGUUGAAACCUGACACAGAUAAACUGAGAAUUUAA
Molecule: messenger RNA, 729 nt
Organism: Adineta ricciae
Lineage: Eukaryota; Metazoa; Rotifera; Eurotatoria; Adinetida; Adinetidae
Source: the annotation of a GenBank genome assembly